UUGUGUGUUACUCGGAGCUGCACUGCAGCCUUGUUUUUUACCUUUGGAAAUAGAAAAAUCUCUACUGAAAGUAGAUUUAAAAUGUCUUUUCCAAGAGCUCCUUUGAAAAGGUUCAACGAGAACAUAGGAUGUGCCCCUGCACCCGGGUCAUAUGAGAUCAAACCCGGGGACCUUAAGGGAGUUGCUUCCUUCGACAGAGCUGAUCGGUUCAGACAUGUUAAGGGAGCGGCUCUUCCUCCACCAACACCAACGACCAGGAUUGACUUUAUGUCUCCUGUCCGUAGGACCAUGUCAGUUGAUGGUCUUAUGGAAGGUUCAGGUGUGAAGAAAGAGAAGAAUUGCAUGACCGUGGAAAGGAAGCAGCAGAAACUCCUGGAAAAAGAGAUUCGGUCCCUGGUUCAGCAGCGAGGGGAGCAGGACCGUCGCAUGCUGGCUCUGGAAGAAGACCUGAAGAAGGUGGAGGCCAAGCUGCUGGCUGCAGUCAGGGAAAAGACGGGCCUUUCUUCCAACGUUACCACCCUUGACAGACAGCUGCUUGAGCUCAAGAAAAUCAAUGAGUUCCUUAAAAACAAGGUUUCUGCUGACACUACAAAGAAGAGAAUUAUAUUGCUCACAACAGAGUUGACGGAGGCCAGAAACAGUUUGGAUACUAAAAACAAGGAGUUAAAGGUUCUGCAGAUUAACACUGAAGGCCAAGUAAAGGCGCUGGAAACUGACCUGAAAGCUGCCAGGGCGACUGUCAAAUCUCUGAAGGACAGGAAUAAGGACUUGGAGGACCUGCAUCACGUGACCAAACGUCAGAACGAAGAGCUCGAGAAUGAGAACGCUAGAUUACACGGUGUGAUUCGGGAGCUAAGGGAGGAGAUCAGAGUUUUGGAGGGAUACCUGGAUCUGGCCAAUGACCAGAUCCAGGAUCUUCUCUUGAAGCUCAGAGAGAAGCCAUUGGAGAACUCUCAGUCUCAGAUGGAGAAAGUAAAGCAUCUGGAGGAUGACCUAGAGCAGCGCACCAUUGAGCUAGAAACCACCCAAAUUGUGCUCAGACAAAAAGAGGAGGAGGCAAAUAAAUUCAAGCAAGAUCUGCAGGCAUCAAAGGAAGCCUUGUUGGAAGUGGAGACGAGGUUAAAGAACCAAGAGCUGGAGCUGAAGUCUUCCCAAAGCUCAGUGAGUGACAUGGAGGAGCAGAUGCAUUCUGCCAACCAAGAAGUCCAGGAGUCUCACGCAACAGUUUUCCAGCAGGAGGCGGAGCUCGCCAGACUGAGAGGCGUGCUCAGGAGGACCGAGAAGGAGCUGGACGAGAGAGUGGCUCACCUGGAGCAGAGGUGUCUGUUCUCUGAGGGAGACAGAAGCAAGACUCAGGAGGAGGGAAUGAGGAGAGUCGAGGAAUUGAAAGCAGAGCUCAUCGUGCUAAAGGAAGCUAGAAAAGAGGAUCAAAACAGACAGACUGCACUCCAACGAGAACAUGCUGCACUUAUUGAGGAACUGACGAAAGAAAAGGACCUUGUGGACUCCCUGACUGUGCUAGUGGAGCAGGAGAGGGGGGAGUCUGAGGAGCGGCUGAGGCAGCUGAAGGACGAGAUGGAGGAGGUGCUGGGGGAGCUCACUCUCUUGGAGGAACAGGAGCUUAGGAGGCAGGAGAGCGGGCAGGAGGAGAUCCAGAGGCUGCAGGAAGGAAACGAUGAGCUGGAGAAACAGCUGAGUGACACCAGGGCACUGUUUGAGAGGUGA
Messenger RNA from Notothenia coriiceps (black rockcod), 1725 nucleotides. RefSeq names its product hyaluronan-mediated motility receptor (RHAMM) (gene hmmr). Bases 82 to 1725 code for a protein of 547 amino acids. The record is from RefSeq and is a predicted model, not a curated record. Gene Ontology annotation, molecular function: hyaluronic acid binding. The transcript has 13 exons. Lineage: Eukaryota; Metazoa; Chordata; Actinopteri; Perciformes; Nototheniidae. Gene Ontology annotation, cellular component: membrane.